GGGAAAGGACAUGCCCUUCGACGACCGCUCGGGUACACUGUAUCACUUUUCUGAUCCACUUGGCGGCGCUGAGGAAAGCAUCGACGUCCAACGGCUACAGUGACUGCCUGCUGAUCGACCUCGACGUCGACACGUAUGCUUGACUCCUCGCACUCCCUUUCGUCCUCUUUUGUGCAUACGGCAACUCAGCAGGACCAGAGCUCUGCUUCUUGGAGUCCUCGAGGCUACCUCAUGAUAGAAAGUCUUCUACAGACUCCAACUUCAACGCUAAGGGGCGGGGUUACCUCUUCGCAACUAUCGCACUUCGGGCUUAGCUCCCGCGGAUACAGAAUUGGCGCCGGUGUCCUGGGCGGACUGUCCUCGACAUGACGAUUAUUCAUCGACCGAAAAUUGCCAUAAUGACCCGGGCACGGUCAGGCUUUGUCACUUCCCCGAAGUCGCUUCCUCAGCUGGUCAUGUCGCGGUGGAUAAAUCCGACGGACGUGCUCGAAAUUCCCCACUGCGCACCCGGAGGGUUAGAUGGAAAAUCACCUGCACUUGCGCUGAGGACGUCAAGCUUACGCGCGCCUGUAGGUAUAGCCUGGCUCGAGGACCGGAGGAUGACUGGAAACCAAGCUGCUGGGCGGGAUUAUGUUCUAGCCUGGCGAUAGGUACGCGCCUGGGGCCUGUCUGUUCGCUUUAGCGAGAUGCACGCAGUCAUGGCUGUCGAAAAUGAAGGAGGGUUGAGUGCGGCCUGAAAGUUAGAGUGCACCGUGCCUUCGGAGGAUGCAGGGGCGCGGUGGGCCAGGCUGCGUCGCCCCGGACGGAGCGGAUGCCGUGCGUGUGGCCACAAAAGUGUCUGAAAAUAGGUGUCGCUUUUGAGCGGUCAAUUAGCGCGAUCUAAGGAAUAGAGAGUCAAUUCUGUCAAUAAAUCCAGUCAGAAGUUGGGCGUGGCAGUCUCGCGGCUGCUAUAGUCUAUGUGGAACGC
Schizophyllum commune H4-8 is the source of this 967-nucleotide messenger RNA. RefSeq lists its product as uncharacterized. Bases 399 to 650 code for a protein of 83 amino acids. The record is from RefSeq and is a predicted model, not a curated record. Lineage: Eukaryota; Fungi; Basidiomycota; Agaricomycetes; Agaricales; Schizophyllaceae. The transcript is spliced from 2 exons.